GUGUGGCUCUCCCUCUCCAUGUGGUGCCUUGCUUCUACUUCAAUGCAAUAGAACACGGAAAUUCUCAAAUGGCGUGCUGUUACAAGUACCACUAUUUGUUUCUUCACUCUCAUUCCCUGUGGAGAAAGCUUCCACUCCCUUACAACAACACCACCAGGACAUUCUCUCGCAAUAUUCGAAUCUCCACUCUGCUUCAUUCUUCUGGCGCGCUACAGUCGAAGGGCUAUUGCAGUGCUUUUACAGAUUCACCAGAAGCUGUUCCUGCAACUUCGCCAAAGUUGGUUCCUGAAGCUGCAUUUGGAACCGGUCAAGCGCUGCCGUUAGGUUCAGCUGCCAAAGCCGAACGUGUGAAGAACGCCAAUCCUUUAAAUAGCAGAGUUAUGAUCAUUGACGGUACUUCGAUUAUUCACCGGGCAUACUACAAACUUUUAGCAAAGUUGCACCAUGGUCAUCUAGCACAUGCUGAUGGAAAUGGAGAUUGGGUCUUAACAAUAUUUACGGCUCUAUCGCUUAUAAUUGAUGUUCUGGAAUUUAUCCCCUCUCAUGUGGUGGUAGUGUUUGACCAUGAUGGACUUCCUUUUGGUCAUACUUAUAAUUCAUCAAAAGAAAGUUUUACUGCAAAAGGUCAGAAUUUUCGGCACAAUCUAUACCCUGCAUACAAGAGCAACCGUCCUCCAACUCCUGAUACCAUUGUUCAGGGACUUCAGUACUUAAAAGCAUCCAUCAAGGCUAUGUCCAUAAAAGUCAUCGAGGUUCCAGGUGUAGAAGCAGAUGAUGUGAUUGGAACGUUAGCCUUAAGAAGUGUUAAUGCUGGGUACAAGGUACGAGUUGUCUCCCCCGAUAAAGACUUUUUUCAGAUAUUGUCUCCUUCAUUACGGCUCCUUCGAAUUGCUCCACGUGGUGAUCAGAUGGUAUCAUUUGGUGUCGAGGAUUUUGCAAAUAGAUACGGAGGCUUGAAACCAUCCCAGUUCGCAGAUAUGAUUGCACUUUCUGGGGAUAGAUCUGAUAAUAUUCCAGGUGUUAAUGGAAUUGGAGAUGUUCAUGCUGUGCAAUUACUCAAUCGAUUUGGCACAUUGGAGAGGUUGUUGGAAUCUGCUGAUCAAAUUAAAGAGGAUCGCAUUAGAAAGGCGUUGAUUGAAAAUGCUGAGCAGGCCCUCUUAAGCAAGGAACUGGCCUUGUUGCGGUCUGAUCUUCCAUUGUACAUGGUACCAUUUGCUGUAGAAGAUCUCUCGUUCAAUAAACCAGAGGACAAUGGUAGUAGAUUCAACAGCCUAUUAACAGCGAUUAGUGCUUACGCAGAAGGGUUUUCAGCUGAUCCCCUCAUCAGGAGAGCAGUUCAUUUGUGGAGAAAGUUGGAGUCAAGAUGAAAUUCAGAGUCGUUAGGUUUUCUUGUACAAAGGGGAUUUGUUUUUAGAACAUUUCAAUACUUGAGCACGAUUACACAACAUGAGGGUAUUAAAGUGUAUACAGAAAGCAGAGUAAGUUCUUGUUACCUAUGUAUUCCUUCGAUCUUAUAACUAUUUGUAAUUUAGAUGUAAUUUGGCACGCAAGUAUAUAUUUUUGUUCGAGGUAAAAAUGAUAUAAGUGGGCAUUAGGUAGAGCAGGAAGAAGUGUGAGAAGGAUGCUAAUGUAAUUUUUUGUUCAGUUAAAAUGGAUUUAAAUUCAGUUUUA
Messenger RNA from Vigna radiata var. radiata (mung bean), 1671 nucleotides. RefSeq names its product DNA polymerase I, thermostable. Lineage: Eukaryota; Viridiplantae; Streptophyta; Magnoliopsida; Fabales; Fabaceae. Bases 69 to 1367 code for a protein of 432 amino acids. Gene Ontology annotation, biological process: DNA replication, Okazaki fragment processing. Gene Ontology annotation, molecular function: 5'-flap endonuclease activity; DNA binding. The record is from RefSeq and is a predicted model, not a curated record. The transcript is spliced from 15 exons.